Durusdinium trenchii is the source of this 1043-nucleotide messenger RNA. Lineage: Eukaryota; Dinophyceae; Suessiales; Symbiodiniaceae. The record is from the annotation of a GenBank genome assembly.
GUCGCUCUUAUCCGGUCUUUGGAGGUUAAUGAUUUUUCCUUUGGUGCCUUAGCAGAACCCCCGUGCCUCACUGCCUCAUGCCUCAUGUCCAUAUCUUUGAGAAUAGCGACUUUGAGUGGGAAGGAGGUCAACAUUGAGAUUGACUUAGACUCUUCUGUCUCAGACUUGAUGCGAAGAGCGCGGGAUCAGCUUCAUGCUGGAAUCCAGUGUCUCAUCAGCGGUUCUGGCGUGAUUCUGGACAGAUGGAUGACACUGAGUGAGGCCUCAUUGAACAACGAAGACACCUUGAGGGCCAUGCUACGGCGAGCCGAAGUGGUGCCGGGGAGCUUGUCGUUUGCUUUGCUGCGAUGCGAUGGCAGAGUUGUGGUUUGGGGUGACGGCAAGCAUAGCUGCAAAAGGUAUCGGGACUUGGUGGACAUUGUCCAAGUAAGAGCGUCCAGCUCCGCCUUUGCUGCGAUUGCUUGGGACAAGUCUGUGCUGACCUGGGGAAACCCUCGACUGGGAGGAGAUCCUGCCAAGGCGCCAGCGAAGGCAGUGCAGCUAUACUCAAACUAUCAUGCAUUUGCUGCCAUUCUUGAGGAUGGAAAAGUCUUCACUUGGCCGAGCUCGGGGUGAUUGCUCAGCUGUGAGCCAUCAGCUUCAAGGAGUUCGCACUAUCAAAGGAAAUGAUCUAGCUUUUGUUUGGCUUGCCGCCCUGGCUGCGUUCCGUGUAUGGGGUCAUGGAAUUGCCUUCGCAUGGGCUUUUGCUGGACAUUGCCUAGAUUCUGCCUUGGCACCUGCCUCUUGUUUUAUGCAUGAGGUACCUGAUCUGCAUUUGCCUAAGCAGCAUCCUUUCACACCAUGGGAGGAGUCCAAGAAGUCGACUGGCACUGUCUCUGUUUGCACUCGCCUGCGCCGCCUUCUUUGCAGAUGGUUUCCCAGAAAGAAACGACGUCUUAGGAGUUCUCUGAAGCCGGCUCGACUAGCAGGCAAAUCUAGAGUCAAAGGACCUCGGCACAAACGUGCCAGGGGUCAAAAACAUGCAGUCAGUUGCAGUUACCAAG